Molecule: messenger RNA, 1248 nt
Organism: Phytophthora infestans T30-4
Lineage: Eukaryota; Oomycota; Peronosporomycetes; Peronosporales; Peronosporaceae
Exons: 2
Coding region: 7-1110 (367 amino acids)
Source: RefSeq, a predicted model, not a curated record
AGAGAAAUGGCUCCAGUCCACUCUUCCGUGGAGGCUCGCGACGUGCCUGUGGUCGCGUUUGAAGACCUAGUAGCCAAGAAGGACCUGUCUACCGUCAUCGAGGAGGCUUUCGGCUACGAAGGCAUGGGGAUUCUUGUUGUGAGCGGCGUCCCAGAGCUCAGCUCCAAGCGUAGUGACCUGCUUCCGCUUGCAUUCAAGUUUGCCAACUUCUCGGAUGACGUUAAGGCCAAAUGCGAGCUCCCUGGCGCUUUCUACAGCUUCGGCUGGAGCCACGGCAAAGAGAAUCUGCAGGGCAAGCCAGACUACGCCAAAGGGUCUUACUACAACAACCCAGAGACCAACGAUCUAACUGGAGGAGACAAGCAACUCAUUGCCAAGUUCCCGUCCUUCUACCAUCCCAAUAUUUGGCCAAACGAGCUGCCAGAGCUGGAAAAGGCAUUUAUGAAACUGGGUCAAUUGAUUGUGGACACAGGAAUGUUGGUAGCGCACCAAUGUGAUAAUCUGGUGGAGAAAAAGUGUCCUGGAUACGAGAAGGGCAAACUGCAUCGCAUCAUUAGCACAGGCAAGUGCUCCAAGGCCAGGUUGUUGCACUAUUAUUCGCUGUCGGAGGAGCAGAUUGCCGCUCAGAAAGAGGCCACGACGCUCGAGGAUUCCUUCGCGUGGUGUGGAUGGCACAACGACCACGGAGCGCUAACGGGACUGGUGCAAGCUAUGUUUACGGACUGUAAUGGUGUUACGGUGCCAAACCCAGAUCCGAGUGCGGGUUUGUACGUGAAGACCCGUCAGGGCGAGAUCCUUAGGGCGGCUAUUCCUCCAGGACACUUAGUGUACCAGAUUGGUGAGACGUCACAGAUUCUGUCGGGUGGCACGUUGCAAGCCACGCCACAUGCUGUACGAGGACCUCAAGUCACGGGAGUGAACCGUGAGACGUUGGCUGUGUUCAUGCAACCUUUGCCUCAAGAGCGGAUGGCUGUGCCCGACUCCAAAGACCCCAACGAAGCUGGAAAGACCGAGAACUUGCCCAAGGGUGUACCUCCGCUCCUCUCUCGCUGGAACAACGACAUGAGCUACGACGACUUCACCCAGGCCACCUUUAAGGCCUAUUACUGACUUUGUUAGUUCCAUUUACUGUUAACCCAUGUACCCAAGUACUCGUGUUGAACUUGAUCAUAGCAGUGGAUACUGCAUCACGAGUGCUGUACGUGGCUCUAAGUGGCGAUAGUAGUCUUCGACACGGGCUUUUUCAAC